UGGUCGCUCAAGCAUAAAGGCGUGUACACCCAUGUAUUUGCGAAAGCCACGGAAUGAGCAAACAGUAUUAGAAAGGCGGGUCACAAGAUUUCCCGGUAUCAGUGUUGUUGGAAUCUUUCCUACUCAUUUGGAUUAUUUAGUGGAUUUUAUAAUAUUAAUCGCUAUAUAUUGUUUCAAAUAUAUCUCGGGUACAAUUCGCAGCUUUAUACUGGCGCAUCUCUAAGAAGACUUGGAUGUUUCUUCCAAAUAACAGACGUUAGAACGUAAACCGGAGUUCAGGAGGAAGUGCUAUUCCAGAAGCUGGCGUACCCGAAUAGGAGGGUAGAGUGAAGGCGGUUUAAAGAUGGAAAGACACAUGAGGACCUCUGCUCUUUAUAUCACCAGCUUACUCUAUUUCUUGACAUGCCUGGUUAGAAACAGCGAAGGUUUACCCGGUGGAGCUCCAACAUCGGCUUGCGAAAAUUUGACACCAAAUCAUGGUGUAUCCGCCCAAACAUCAACCAGUCCCUAUACCAUAUCAGUGAGUGCUAACGUUUAUACACCGGGAGGGCAGAUGAACGUCGAGAUUGUGACGAAUAACAACGCUCCGGCAUUGAAGGGUAUUCUGUUGCAAGCUCGUCAUGCACUUACCGGCGGUAGUCAUCCAAUCAUCGGUACAUGGUCGCUGGGGGACACCUCGAAUUAUCAGUAUCUGGAUUGUAAUGGCGCUACUUCGGCUGUAACCCAUUCUAAUAAUAACGACAAGCCAGCUUCCAUUCAGUUUAGUUGGACAACUCCUAGCGAUGUCGUCACAGGCAAUAUCUAUUUCACGGCAACCUUUGUUCAGUCAAGGAAUGUAUUUUGGGUCGGAGAGACAUCAAGCAACAUUCCAAACCAAUGCAACAACGGAGAUAUAUGUGGUGAUAAUGGCAUUUGUUCGGUUGUCAAUGGAGGUGUCAGGUGUACUUGCACAGACGGAUACACAGGGACCCUUUGCACCACUCCGCCAGCGUCUGACCCCUGUAACCCUAAUCCCUGUCUGUCUGGUGGGAAUUGUACCCCAAAUGGAAGCACGUUCACGUGCACCUGCCCAGACCUCACUACUGGAUCAACAUGUGAAAUAACAUUGACUCCUUGCGAUUCGGAUCCGUGUCUAAACGGAGCGACCUGUACGAACUCGGCGGAUAAUACAACGUUUAUGUGCGACUGUCCUUCCGAUUUUACUGGAACCACGUGUGAGACAGAAAUAAAUCUGUGUGCAAAUAAUUCGUGUGCAAAUGGAGCUACUUGUGUUCCUGAUCCUAAUUCUAUGAGCUACACUUGUGAUUGCGUGGAUGGAUUCACUGGGGAACGUUGUGAAACAGAUAAAAACCCAUGUGAUAACAAUAGCUGUCAAAACGGCGCUACUUGUAACCCUGUAGCCGGUUCUACUACUAACUACACGUGUCAAUGUACCAAUGGAUAUACUGGAGACUAUUGCCAAACAGAGAACGAAUGCAGCUCUGGAAAUGUGUGUGGUGAUUAUGGCAUUUGUUCGGUUGUCACUGGAGGUGUCAGGUGUACUUGCACAGACGGAUACUCAGGCACCCUUUGCAACAUGCCGCCAGGGUCUGACCCCUGUAACCCUAAUCCCUGUCUGUCCGGAGGGAAUUGUACUUCAAAUGGAAGCACGUUCACGUGUACCUGUCCAGACCUCACUUCUGGAUCAACAUGUGAAAUAACAUUGACUCCUUGUGAUUCGGAUCCGUGUCUUAACGGAGGGACCUGCACGAACUCCGCUGACAAUACAACGUUUAUGUGUGACUGUCCUUCCGAUUAUACUGGAACCACGUGCGAGACAGAAAUAGAUCUGUGUGCAAAUAAUUCGUGUGCAAAUGGAGCUACUUGUGUACCUGAUUCCAUGAGCUACACUUGUGAUUGCGUGGAUGGAUUCACAUCAGGACGAUGUGAAACAGAAAUAAACCCAUGUGAUAACAAUAGCUGUCAAAACGGCGCUACUUGUAACCCUGUAGCCGGUUCUACUACUAACUACACGUGUCAGUGUCCCAAUGGAUAUACUGGAGACUAUUGCCAAACGGAUCCUUGCGAAAGCAAUAAUUGUCAAAAUGGCGCUACCUGUAACCCGGUAGCCGGCUCUACUACUAACUACACAUGUCAAUGUCCUGCUGGUUUCACCGGAGAUUAUUGCCAAAUAGAUCCUUGCGAAAGCAAUAAUUGUCAAAAUGGCGCUACCUGUAACCCGGUAGCCGGCUCUACUACUAACUACACAUGUCAAUGUCCUGCUGGUUUCACCGGAGAUUAUUGCCAAAUAGAUCCUUGCGAAAGCAAUAAUUGUCAAAAUGGCGCUACCUGUAACCCGGUAGCCGACUCUACUACUAACUACACAUGUCAAUGUCCUGCUGGUUUCACCGGAGAUUAUUGCCAAAUAGAUCCUUGCGAAAGCAAUAAUUGUCAAAAUGGCGCUACCUGUAACCCGGUAGCCGACUCUACUACUAACUACACAUGUCAAUGUCCUGCUGGUUUCACCGGAGAUUAUUGCCAAAUAGAUCCUUGCGAAAGCAAUAGCUGUCAAAAUGACGCUACCUGUAACCCGGUAUUCGGCUCUACUACUAACUACACGUGUCAAUGUCCGAUAGGAUUCACCGGAGAUUAUUGCCAAAUAGAUCCUUGCGAAAGCAAUAGCUGUCAAAAUGGCGCUACCUGUAACCCGGUAGCCGGCUCUACUACUAACUACACGUGUCAAUGUCCUGCUGGUUUCACCGGAGAUUAUUGCCAAAUAGAAAUUGGCCCAUGUAAUAACAACAGCUGUCAAAAUGGCGCUACAUGUAACCCUAUAAACGGUUCUACUACUAACUACACUUGUCAAUGUCCUAAUGGAUUUACCGGAGAAUAUUGUCAAACAGAAAUAUACCCAUGUAAUAACAACAGCUGUCAAAACGGUGCUACAUGUAUCCCCGUUAACGGUUCUACUACUAACUACACAUGUCAAUGUCCAACUGGAUAUACCGGAGAAUAUUGCCAAACGGUAACGAGCGUAGACGUCUGUUUCUUCCGCAAUGGCACGUGUAACUGCACUUCUUCUCCCCCUGCGUUACCAGAUAAACCAGAAUUUUGCAAGCCCAAUGAUCUGUGUGCUAAUAACACAUGUGAGAAUGGAGCAACAUGUGUUCCAAUGCCUAAGUCUAUGAACUACUCGUGUGAAUGUGCGAUCGGAUUCUUGGGAGAGAGAUGUGAAGCAGAUCAAUGUGUUAACAACAACUGUGAAAACGGGGCUACCUGCAUUCCCGUCCCAGACACGUUCAACUUCACCUGUGAUUGCGCGGAUGGAUUUUCUGGAGAGAGAUGUCGAAUAGUAAUAGACCCUUGUGAUGGUAAUACCUGUCAAAAUGGCGCUACAUGUAACCCUGUAAACGGUUCUACUACUAACUACACGUGUCAGUGUCCUACUGGUUUCACCGGAGAUGAUUGUGAUACUAUGGAAAUAGAUCUGUGUGCUAAUAACACAUGUGAAAACGGAGCAACAUGUGUUCCAAUGCCUAACUCUAUGAACUACUCGUGCGAUUGUGUGCUGGGAUUUUCUGGAGAGCGAUGUGAAACAGAUAUGUGUGUAAAUCUUGCGGACCUUUGUAACAAUGGAACCUGUGAAGUUAUUCCGGAUGGUUCCGGUUCAGUCCGAUGUAACUGUUUCGAAGGUUUUUCUGGGACCUUAUGCAACAUGUCAGCAUCCUGUGAAGAGAAUAAUUGUUCAAAUGGAGCAACAUGUAACGCUGGUACAUUCCCUGAGUACUCCUGUAUUUGUCCACCUGGAUUCAUGGGAGAUUUCUGUGAUCGAGAAAUAGGCCCAUGUACUAACAAUAGCUGUCAAAAUGGCGCCACAUGUAACCCUGUAAACGGUUCUACUACUAACUACACAUGUCAAUGUCCUAAUGGAUUCACCGGAGAAUAUUGUGAAACUGCCUUAGAUCCCUGUGACGGGAAUAACUGUUCUAAUGGUGCUACCUGUAACCCUGGUACUUUCCCAAACUACAACUGUACUUGUCCUCCUGGAUACACGGGAGAGUUUUGUGACGAAGAAAUAGACCCUUGUGAUAACAAUACCUGUCAAAACGGCGCUACGUGUAACCCUGUAAACGGUUCUUCUACUAACUACACAUGUCAAUGUCCUACUGGAUAUUCGGGAGAAUAUUGUGAAACUGCCUUAGAUCCCUGUGACGGGAAUAACUGUUCUAAUGGUGCUACCUGUAACCCUGAUACUUUUCCAAACUACAACUGUACUUGUCCUCCUGGAUACACGGGGGAGUUAUGUAAUGAAGAAAUAGAUCCAUGUACUAACAAUAGCUGUCAAAAUGGCGCUACGUGUAACCCUGUAAACGGUUCUACUACUAACUACACAUGCCAAUGUCCUAUUGGAUACUCGGGAGCAUAUUGUGAAACUGAAAUAAACCCUUGUGAUAACAAUAGCUGUCAAAAUGGCGCUACAUGUAACCCUGUACUUGGUUCUACUAACUACACAUGUCAAUGUCCUACUGGAUACUCUGGAGAAUAUUGUGAAAUUGAAAUAGGCCCAUGUCCAUGUUGUAACAAUAGCUGUCAAAAUGGCGCUACGUGUAACCCUGUAAACGGUUCUUCUACUAACUACACAUGUCAAUGUCCUAAUGGAUACACGGGAGAAUAUUGUGAAACUGCCUUAGAUCCCUGUGACGGGAAUAACUGUUCUAAUGGUGCUACCUGUAACCCUGAUACUUUCCCAAACUACAACUGUACUUGUCCUCCUGGAUACACGGGAGAGUUUUGUGACGAAGAAAUAAACCCUUGUGAUAACAAUAGCUGUCAAAAUGGCGCUACAUGUAACCCUGUACUUGGUUCUACUAACUACACAUGUCAAUGUCCUACUGGAUACUCUGGAGAAUAUUGUGAAAUUGAAAUAGGCCCAUGUCCAUGUUGUAACAAUAGCUGUCAAAACGGCGCUACGUGUAACCCUGUAAACGGUUCUUCUACUAACUACACAUGUCAAUGUCCUAAUGGAUACACGGGAGAAUAUUGUGAAACUGCCUUAGAUCCCUGUGACGGGAAUAACUGUUCUAAUGGUGCUACCUGUAACCCUGAUACUUUCCCAAACUACAACUGUACUUGUCCUCCUGGAUACACGGGAGAGUUUUGUGACGAAGAAAUAAACCCUUGUGAUAACAAUAGCUGUCAAAAUGGCGCUACAUGUAACCCUGUACUUGGUUCUACUAACUACACAUGUCAAUGUCCUACUGGAUACUCUGGAGAAUAUUGUGAAAUUGAAACAGACCCUUGUGAUAACAAUACCUGUCAAAAUGGCGCUACAUGUAUCCCUGUAAACGGUUCUUCUACUUACUACACAUGUCAAUGUCCCACUGGAUACACGGGAGAAUAUUGUGAAACCGAAAUAGAUCCUUGUGAUAACAAUACCUGUCAAAAUGGCGCUACGUGUAUCCCUGUAAACGGUUCUUCUACUAACUACACGUGUCAAUGCCCAACUGGAUACACGGGUGAUUACUGCAAUAUAACGGAAAUAGAUCCCUGCGUUAAUGACACAUGUGAGAAUGGAGCCACAUGUGUUCCAAUGCCUAACUCUAUGAACUACUCGUGUCAGUGUGUGGUCGGAUUCUCGGGAGAGAGAUGUGAAACAGCCAUAGAUCCAUGUCAAGGGAAUAAUUGCUCUAAUGGAGCUACGUGUAAUCCCGGAACGUUCCCUGACUAUAACUGCAUUUGUCUUGCCGGAUACGCUGGCGAGUUUUGUGAUGAAGAUCCUUGUGGUAACAAUGUCUGUCAAAAUGGCGCUACUUGUAACCCUGUAAACGGUUCUUCUACUAACUACACUUGUCAAUGUUCUACUGGAUACAUCGGAGAAUAUUGUGAAACGGUUGUAACAACUCCAUGUAGCCCCAGCCCAUGUCUGAAUGGAGGUGUUUGUAUCGUUACUGGAGCGUCUACCUAUUCCUGCAACUGUCCUUCAACUCAUACUGGAGUCAACUGCCAAAAUCCUGUCGCUGGAGAUUUUUGUACCAAUAAUCUGUGUCAGAAUGGUGCCAACUGUACAUCAGCGCCGGGCUCGAAUCCUCAAUACACAUGUCAGUGCCCACUAGGAUUUGGUGGUGAUUUCUGCGAAUCAGAUAACUGCGUAGACAUAGAUGAGAAUACGCUAUGUAACAGCGGCACCUGCGAAACAAUUCCAGAUGGGUCCGGAGCGGUUCGGUGUAACUGUUACGAAGGAUUUACCGGGAUUCUUUGUGACGAACAGAUUUCGACCGGUCUGUGCAGCCCCGACCCUUGUCGAAACGGAGGAACCUGUAAUCUGAGAGGUGAUAGUGGGUACUCGUGCGACUGUCCAGCUACACAUACUGGAACCAACUGUGAUAUUGCUGUAACAACUCCAUGUAACCCCAGCCCUUGUUUAAAUGGAGGUGUUUGUACCGUUACUGGAGCAUCUACCUAUUCCUGUAACUGUCCUUCAUCUCAUACUGGAAACAACUGCCAAAAUCCUGCAACAGGGGACACGUCACCACCGCUUAUCUUUAACUGCCCUGCGGAUAUCACUCGAACUACUUCAACUGGACUACCUCAGACAGUAUUCUGGACAGAACCAACUGCUAGUGAUCCUUCCGGGGUUCGUAGCCUCACAUCAAACAUCCAAUCAAAUACGCAGUUUCCAGUUGGAUUCACGACAACAAUUGUUUACACUGCAGUUGACAACCUUGGAAACUCUGACAGUUCUUCUUGCACAUUCACGGUGACGAUAUUGUCAGACGACACUUCGCCUCCGACAAUCAGGGACUGCCCUGUGGAUAUCACUGUAACGGUAUUACCUGGACAACAACAAGCAGUGGUGACAUGGGUAACACCUACUGCCAGCGAUCCUUCCGGAGUCCAAAGUCUCACAUCAAACAUCCAACCCAAUACGCAGUUUCCGUUGGGAUUCACGACAACUGUUGUUUAUACGGCAACAGACAAUCUGGGAAACUCUGACAGCACAUCGUGCACGUUCGAUGUAACAGUGGUAUCAGGUAGUCAAGCUUGCAGUUCUUCGCCGUGCCUGAACGGUGGGACUUGUCAACCAUCUGGGACUGGGUUCAUUUGUGCUUGUCCGAUUUCCCAUACCGGUCAACUUUGUGACAUCGCAGUCGAUUUUUGUCUGCAGGCAAAUGCCUGUUUAAACGGUGGAACCUGCGUAUCUCUUUCGAAUGGUUUCCAAUGCAACUGUCCUGCUACACACGCUGGAACAAACUGCCAGAACGCGAACCCCUGUAACCCGAAUCCAUGUCAGUCGGGAGGGCAGUGCAAUCCAUCGGCAGAUUUCUCUUCCUUUACAUGUCAGUGUGUGUCACCCUACACAGGAACAACGUGCAACCAAAGUCCAUGUGACUCUAAUCCGUGCAUCAAUGGAGGAACGUGUGGAGUGCUUUCUACAGGAUUCACAUGCAACUGUCCCUCAACUUACACCGGUGACAGAUGUCAAACACAAAUUGCGAACCCCUGUAUCCCGAAUCCAUGUCAGUCGGGAGGGCAGUGCAAUCCGUCGGCAGAUUUCUCUUCCUUUACAUGUCAGUGUGUGCCACCCUAUACAGGAACAACGUGCAACCAAAGUCCAUGUGACUCUAAUCCGUGCAUCAAUGGAGGAACGUGUGGAUUGCUUUCUACAGGAUUCACAUGCAACUGUCCCUCAACUUACUCCGGUGACAGAUGUCAAACACAAACUGUCCAGCAACCAUGUGAUCUAGACCCAUGUAAAAAUGGUGGUAGUUGUAACAAUACUGGUUCUACUUUCAAAUGUUCGUGCCCGGACCCGUUUGAAGGACCAACUUGUGAAGACAUAAAACAAGAUUGUAGGACUGCUAUCCCCUGCCAAAAUGGUGGUGCGUGUCUUAACCAAGGCGAUGUCUACCAAUGCGUGUGUACUGCUAGUUAUAUUGGCGACUAUUGUGACAUACUUGCAGACUGUACCAAUAUUUUACCCUGUGUUAAUGGUGGAACCUGUGCCCAGUCAGCACAGCAAAGCUCAAACGAAUGCUUAUGUACUUCUGACUUUGAAGGCGACCAAUGUGAAAUACCAAUAACUGACUGUCGUGCACCUGCGACCUCGUGUUAUAAUGGUGGUAUAUGUCAGCUGCAAGCGGGGGGCUCUUAUGAGUGUGCUUGCCCGGAAUUUUUCGAGGGAUCUCAAUGUGAAUUUACAUUGACGGGUUGUUUUCGUGACCCGUGCCAAAAUGGAGGAACCUGUGCGUAUGUCAAUUCGCUGCCGGAAUGUAUCUGCCCUACGGGUUUCUCAGGAGGUAGCUGUGAAAAGUACGUUACGUGUCAAAGUUCACCGUGUCAAAAUGGCGGAACGUGUUUUGAAAUAGGAAGCGGAACAGGAUACACGUGUCAAUGUGCUGAUGGAUACUCCGGGGACAACUGCCAAACUGAGAUAUGUACCAGUUUAACUUGUCAAAAUGGUGCUACCUGCCUUGAUGAAAUCACUGGAUUCAGGUGUCAAUGUGCUUCUGGAUUUAGUGGAGAGAGAUGUGAAGGUACCGCAGAACCGUGCAACAGCUCCCCCUGUGGAAAUGGUGCAACCUGUGUGCAAAGUGGAGACGGAUCAUCGUAUAGUUGCGUUUGCUCUCCGGGUGGCGGUCUUCAACAAAACUGUGACGAAUUAGGUUGCAAUUCUUCACCUUGUCAAAAUGGUGGGACUUGUUCAGACGUUGCCAAUGGUUACUCUUGUCAGUGCCCAAGUGGAUAUGGAGGAACCGACUGUGGAGAAACACCUUGUAGUUCUUUCCCAUGCUUAAAUGGAGGAACGUGUUUAAAUGAGGCCAGUGGAUACUCAUGCCAAUGUCCCAAUGGAUAUUUUGGAACAGACUGUGGCCAGACAGCUUGCUUUUCAUCACCUUGUCAGAAUGGAGGAACUUGUUCCGGUGGACCUGGAGGUUAUACAUGUCAAUGUCCUAUAGGGUAUACAGGAACAAACUGUGCAACCACAGUGUGUGAUUCAGCCCCCUGUCUGAAUGGAGCAACUUGCAGUAACAUCCCAGACAUAGCAAACAGUCUUCCCUACACUUGCAAUUGUGCGCCUGGAUUCAUUGGUGCCAAUUGCUCGUAUGUACCAUGCAGUUCAAGCCCCUGUCAAAAUGGAGCAACUUGUAGAAACGUCCCAGAUGGUGUGAACAAUCUUGAAUACACUUGUGAUUGUAUCUCUGGAUUCACUGGUCCCAAUUGCGAGAAUGUGAUAGUGACGUGUGAUGACGAGCCUUGCGGGCCUGAUGGCUCCUGUAUUACUUUGGAUGUAUUAAAUGAGUUUGGUGUGUACUACAUAUGCUUUUGCUCUGAUGGUAGCAGUGGUCCCGAUUGUACAGAACCGACAACACCAGAAGCAACCACUCCAACAACGCAGCAGACUACCCCAUCACCGCAGCCCACGACCCCAUCACCGUCGACAGAGCCAUCAACACCAUCAACUCAGCCAACAACACCGUCAAUCCAGCCAACGACGCCAUCAACACCAGCUUCAUCAACUCCGGCAACUUCUCCCACUCAGGAGCCUACCACAAAUUCUAGUGCUACGGACUCAACUUGCCUUAAUGGAAUGAACUGCGACCAUGGAAGGUGCAUGGACAAUAUGUGUGUCUGUGAUGAUGGCUACGAAGGAGAUUAUUGUGAAUCAGACAUUGACGAAUGCAGAGAUAAUCCUUGUUUAAAUGGUGGUGUCUGUGUCAAUCUCGAGGCCCGCUUUGCCUGCAAUUGCAAGGAUGGAUUUACCGGAGAGAGGUGUACUGAAGGAUCAGGAUCUAAUCUUCCAACCACAAAUGGCCCUCUUAUACCAGUGUGGUGGAUUGUCAUCAUCGCUGUCAUCGCUCUCCUCAUCGUCAUCCUUCUCUUCAUCGUGGCCUGUACAUGUAACCUCAGCAGUAAACCAGCAGACAAAGAGCCACUGGCAUAGACAUUGUCCCUGCCAAUUCGAUUCCAAAAAAGCUUGCAAAAAUCAUUUACAACAGCAGCAACAACAAAGAGAAAUAUGAAAAUUAUAACAUCUUAUUACGACCAGUUUGUUAAGGCUAAAUCAUGGUUAAUCCAAAAACAAACAUGCAGAUUUAAAUUUGUGGGUAUUCCAUUCCUACAUCUGAUUUUCAUUUCAUUAUGACACAUUUUUUUCCUUCCUUAACGAAUUGAAGAACUAAAUUUAAUAUUUUUAAAAUCUUCAAUCAGGAUUUAACAUUGCAUCCAAGAAAGAAAUCUAACUUGUAGUGAUAACAUUUCAUGUUAAUGUAUGAUGCAAAUAUGUUGACAAAUUACAUUUCAUGUAAUCUAGAAAAUGGUCUCAUCAAACUGUCUCAUCCAAAAUCUUUUGCUGUUUUAAAUAUUGUAUUUUUAUAAGCACACUUUUUGCUGAAAUUUUUAUCAAAUUUUAUGUAAAUUAUAAAAAAAAGGAGUUAUGUAUGGAGUAGAUGUUUAUCUUAUUUUACUGUUAAAUAUUAUUAUGAUGCAGAAUCAGAAAGUAUGUGACUAUUUGUGUAAUUGCAAUGCUUUCUUCUUUUUACUUUUAAAAUCAUGGGUACUUUCUUCAAAUAUAGCUGUCUGGCAUUUUUAGGGAUCAUUCAUUUUCAUGAGCAUUUUGACCUUAACAUGAUAUCAACAAAAAAAUAUAUAAUUUUCUGUGAAAAAUUAUGUAUCAACCAAUCAAAUGUGAAGAUUUCAAACACAUUUUUACAAUCAUGAAUAUUUGUUCCUACAAUGAGUUUGCAAUUCAUCCUUUUAUCAGAGAACUCUUGAAUGUCAGAAUGGAGUUCUAUUUAUUCGUUCUAAAAGUUGUAUAUUCAUUAUAAUAAUGAAUAAUACAUGAGAUUUAUAUAACGCACUUUCCAUCUUAAUUAGAUGCUCAAGGCGCUUCAGAGCAGAACAACAAAAACUAUAAUACAUACAAUACUUGUCUGAACAAUAAGUCAAUAUCUAUUAAGUUCAAUAAUUCAUGAAUACUGAAGCCUCCAAAAUUUGCUAAUUCUUUACUCUUCAAAAUGUAUUCCAUUCGCUUGAUUUUAGUGAAACUCUGGUAGUAUCACAACUAAAUGCAAAAUGUUAACUUUAGGAAAAGCAUAGUUACAGAUUUUCUCUGUGUGUGUGGGUGUGUGUAAUUAUGUUAUGUUCAAUAUGAUGUUGGUGACUUUUUUUUUCUUUAUUAGCCAUUCACAAUUUAUAUCUUUCAAUUUGAAAUAGGUAGGUCUUGGUAAAAAGGCACAUUUUGGCAAUGCUGUAGUUUAAUUGUCUUGAAGUAAAAUUCUCUACUUUAAUUAUGUCUGUAGAGCGCUUAGAGACGUCAUUCUGGGGAGCGUUUCAUGAAAGGAUUUGUCAGACGUUUUAUCCGACAAGCCCCAUUUCAUCCGACAGUUACCAUAGUAACAUUGCUUAUCAGCCAAUCAAAAUCAAGGAAAGAUGUCAGAUCUGACAACAUGUCGGACAAAAAUGUUGAUGAAACACUCCCCUUAUGUAUUAAGCGCUAUAUAAAUGCGGAUUAUUUCAAUGUGCAAAAUGUUAAGUAUAGAUACAUGUACAUUAUGUCAAGAAAUGUAGUUUGUCAUCUUAUUUGCAAUUCUCAUUCAAACUUUCAAAUUACUGCCAAAUUAUAAUACUCUUCUACAAUGGAUGAUACCAUCAACAGCGAUCUGAUAAUCAAAUUAGUAAACAUGUUUGAUGUAGUCCAUACUGUUUUAAACUGCAGAUUUGUUUCCAAGUAACUGCAUAACAUUAUGCUUUAUUCAUUACUUAGUCUGAUACUGUUAGUGUGGACAAGCAACAUUUAUUGUAACAUUGUUAAAAAUGAUAUGAAAAACAUAGGUUCUUCCAUAUUAAAAAGAUAUAAGUUUAUCACAUGAAGAUACAUAUAUGUAGCUGUAAAGUAAACCAAGAAGAGAUGGUAGUUCAAAUUUUUGUUUCUGAUAUUAUUCCAAGCCUGAAAUCAGUUUCAUGAGAAUCUUAUGGAGUCGUAGAAUAAUAUGAAGGGAGGGGGCCAUAUUCGUUUGUUCAACAUUGUGACAUCAUUGAUCUACAUCUAUUCCAAGAAUGUAAGUGAUUUAACAUAUUCUGUUCAAAUGUCGGUGAAGCAGGUGAGGAAUCAGAAAUCUCUCAUCAGUACGGUUAUACAAAAUAUAAAAACUUAAAGAUGGGCCGUUAUGGGAAGGGAAGGUGUACGAUCUGAUGAUCUGGAAUAUAGAAACAGUUUAAUCAAAGGAGAUGCAAUUUGAUAGCCUACAUUGUAAUGUAAGAAAAAUAUGAUCAUAGCCUUACUUGGUUGACGAUAUUAGUAUUCAAAAGUGUUGAGUCAAAUGAAAAUCACAAGAUUGUUUGUUUGGCCUUUGUCCAAUCUAUUUUAUUUAUUUUUUAUUUCUCACUCCCUUCUCUCUCUGUAAAAAAAAGAAUAGACAUUAUGACCAGUAGUCUCUUGAUUCUACCUACAAAUGUAUCUGCUUGGUCACACAUUAAAAUCUUGACAAAUGCAUCCUUUUCAAAGUUUGGUUUAAGAAUGAAUGAUGAAUGUGGGAUACAAAUAUAGAACUAUGCAAAUAAUCUUCAUUUUAUUUCUAUGAAUUUGUAUAUAAAUAUGCAUGUAGUCUAGAUUUGCUUUAACAGAGGAAUAAUGCUUCCAUUCAAAUGAUGUACAAUUACAAAACUGAUAUUAAAAUGCAUGAUGUUUUCUGGUACCUUAUGUACUCAAACACUCAGAAAAAGGAAUUAUAUGCGGAAUUUAUGAGAAUAUACAUUGAAAUUUGUAUGCUGAUAAUUUCAUGAAGCAUCAGAAAGAUAUAUGAAUAAAUAAUUUACUUUGGGUUUA
Molecule: messenger RNA, 12805 nt
Organism: Lytechinus variegatus (green sea urchin)
Lineage: Eukaryota; Metazoa; Echinodermata; Echinoidea; Temnopleuroida; Toxopneustidae
Product: neurogenic locus notch homolog protein 1-like
Exons: 76
Coding region: 344-9922 (3192 amino acids)
Biological process (GO): heterophilic cell-cell adhesion; Notch signaling pathway; establishment or maintenance of epithelial cell apical/basal polarity
Cellular component (GO): protein-containing complex; plasma membrane
Molecular function (GO): calcium ion binding; Notch binding
Source: RefSeq, a predicted model, not a curated record